Molecule: messenger RNA, 1958 nt
Organism: Impatiens glandulifera
Lineage: Eukaryota; Viridiplantae; Streptophyta; Magnoliopsida; Ericales; Balsaminaceae
Product: probable inactive purple acid phosphatase 27
Exons: 12
Coding region: 33-1910 (625 amino acids)
Molecular function (GO): acid phosphatase activity; metal ion binding
Source: RefSeq, a predicted model, not a curated record
AUUCUAUUCGUUUGCUUUUCUACAAGACGAUAAUGGAGAUUUACAGGUUUCUCAUUGGUAUGAAUAUGAUCAUUACCUUAUCAUCAUUCUUCCUCUCUUUCUCCUCUUUCAUCUCAUUAGCAUCAGCUCAUACCGGCAACGAUGUACAGCCUCUUUCCAAGAUCGCCAUACUCAAAGCCACACUCUCGCUUCACGAUUCGGCUUCCGUGACCGCUUCUCCUCUUCUUCUUGGCAUAAAUGGAGAAGAUACUGAAUGGGUUAAAGUAGAUAUUGAAUAUGCAAAACCAUCAAAUGAUGACUGGAUUGCUGUUUUCUCACCUGCUAACUUCAAUUCAUCGAAUUGUUACACGGGUGAUGAAGUUAGAGUUUAUGAGCCGUAUAUAUGUACAGCCCCCAUAAAGUAUACAUUUGCAAAUUUCUCCAAUUCUGGAUACACAAAGACAGGGAAAACUUCUCUGAAAUUCCAAUUGAUUAAUCAACGAGCAGAUUUCUCCUUCGCGUUGUUUACUGGAGGGCUCUCGAAUCCUAAAUUGGUGUCGGUCUCAAAUGCAAUAACGUUUCUUAAUCCCAAGGCGCCGCUGUAUCCACGCCUUGCUUUAGGAAAAUCUUGGAAUGAAAUGACAGUAACUUGGACGAGUGGAUAUAAUGUAGAUGAAGUCGUUCCUUUUGUAGAAUGGGGUCCAGAGAGAGGACAUCAGAAGCGAUCAUAUGCUGGAACAUUGACGAUCCAUCAGAAUAGUGUGUGUGGAGCACCUGCUAGGACAGUCGGGUGGCGUGAUCCUGGUUUCAUUCACACAAGUUUUCUGAGAGAUUUAUGGCCAAAUACUGUGUACAAUUACAAGAUGGGUCAUCUUUUGCUCAAUGGUUCAUAUGUCUGGAGCAAGCUGUAUUCCUUCAAAGCAUCUCCAUAUCCAGGCCAAGAAUCCCUACAACGGGUCAUAAUAUUUGGUGACAUGGGAAAGGCUGAACGAGAUGGAUCAAACGAGUUUAAUAAUUUCCAACCUGGAUCUCUCAACACGACUGACCAACUAAUAAAGGACUUAAAGAACAUAGAUAUAGUUUUCCAUAUUGGAGAUAUUUCAUAUGCUAAUGGUUAUUUAUCUCAAUGGGAUCAAUUCACUUCACAGAUCGAGCCUGUUGCCUCAGCUGUACCAUACAUGAUUGCAAGUGGUAAUCAUGAGCGCGAUUGGCCGGACACAGGUUCUUUUUAUAACACUUCCGACUCUGGUGGGGAAUGUGGUGUAUUAUCUGAGACGAUGUUCUAUGUUCCGGCUGAGAACAGAGCUAAGCCUUGGUAUGAGGUGAAUUAUGGAAUGUUUAAAUUCUGCAUUGCUGAUACUGAACAUGACUGGAGAGAGGGUUCUGAACAAUAUCGGUUUAUUGAGAAAUGUUUUGCCUCAGCAGACAGGAAGAAUCAGCCAUGGCUGAUCUUUGCUGCUCAUCGUGUUCUUGGAUAUUCAUCGGACAAAUACUAUGGACUCGAGGGCUCGUUUGCAGAGCCAAUGGCUCGAGACAAUUUGCAGAAACUGUGGCAGAGGUAUAAGGUGGACAUUGCAUUUUAUGGCCAUGUACAUAACUAUGAGAGAACUUGCCCAAUUUAUCAGAACCAUUGUGUAAACUCGGAAACUUCGCACUAUUCGGGAGUAGUGAAAGGAACUAUACACAUAGUCGCGGGUGGGGGAGGAUGCGCUAAGUCUGAAUUCAGUAAUGUGAAUACGAGUUGGAGCGUGUAUAAAGAUUACGAUUAUGGUUUUGGAAAACUAACUGCGUUUAAUCAAUCCUCUCUUCUUUUCGAGUACAAGAAGAGUAGUGACGGUAAAGUUUAUGAUUCAUUCACCAUCUCAAGGGACUAUAGAGAUGUGUUAGCAUGUGUGCAUGAUGGUUGUGAACCUACCACAUUAGCAACUUGAUUGUAUAAUAAUAAUAAUUAUUAUUAUAUGGACAAAUAAGGUUAUUCA